AUGAUGAAGAAGGGGACCACAAAACUAGGGAAAUCCAUGGGGAACUCCUUGGUUGGUUCCAUAGGAUCCUCCAAGUCCAGGCAAAUCGGAGGGCAAAGAGGCCGUGCAAAUGGAGCCAGCGUGGGUGACGUCGAAAGGGGUAGCGAGGGCGACGUCCAUAGCGUAAUUGGCGAUGUUGUGAGAGGAAAAGAGGGAGGCACCCAUGGCGUUGUUGUUGAUGUCGACAAUGCCGUAGCGGCUGGAGGCACUGGCUUCGUAGGCAACGACGUCAGGGGUGCAGACGAUGACUCCUUAAGCAUCGCAGUUGGCUUUGGCAUCAUUGAUGGAGGCCGCAGUGUGGGCGACACCCUUGGCGUGGUUGGUGAUGGUUUGGGUGACGCCAGGGAGAAGAGGGCUAACACGAGCGAGGGCCCAGAUGGCUGGAAACGUACUGACAUGUUGGGCAGUGGUUCUUUGGAUGCUAGCGACGCUAGUGGGGAGCCAGGUGGUGAAGGCUUCGUCCUGGGCUUUAUUAGAGGGGGAGAACAUAACGCCUUUUCACUAGCUGGUUCUCACUCUGACAAAGACGUGAUGAAGAAUGUUAUGAAGGACUCAUAG
This is a messenger RNA of Ilex paraguariensis (yerba mate), 597 nucleotides long. The record is from the annotation of a GenBank genome assembly. Lineage: Eukaryota; Viridiplantae; Streptophyta; Magnoliopsida; Aquifoliales; Aquifoliaceae.